AUGAUUCACAAGAUUUUACUUCAGACUAUGAUUCUAAAAAAUGUAAAAGAAUACGGAAAUCCCAACCAAAAUCAAGGUAAACAGAAAAACGCUUAUAAAAAGGAAGGUGGCUAUGAUGAUAACUAUGAUGAUGAUGACUAUGACAAAGACUAUGAUAAAGGCUAUGACAAAGACUAUGACAAAGACUAUGACAGAGGCCAUGACAGAGGCCAUGACAGAGACCGUGGCAGAGACCAUGACAGAGACCAUGACAGAGACC
Molecule: messenger RNA, 259 nt
Organism: Plasmodium cynomolgi strain B
Lineage: Eukaryota; Apicomplexa; Aconoidasida; Haemosporida; Plasmodiidae
Exons: 1
Source: RefSeq, a predicted model, not a curated record